UCGUUGGAAAGGUCUUGGAAUAUUCUAUAAAACUUAACCGGUUCUGAACCGGUAAUGAACCGGUUCAUAGCCGAUAUUAAAUUUUUAUUCGAAAAUCAAUUCUAAUACUUUUAAAACAAUUUUGGAGGAUCUUUUGAGAGAUUUACGAAUCGGUUCAAAUCGGUUGAGAACCGGUAAAUGGUAAAUGAUGCGAAAGUGCUUUUGAGGUAUAGCAUCUAAAUCACGAGUUCGAGUAUUUUGCAAAGCCUGAGACGCUUUGCCACCCCUUUUUUAAUAUAUAAGAUUUACAUGAUCUUUUGUUUUUGUUUUUUUUUUUUUUAAUAACGCCAAUGGAUAAAUGUAUAUUUGCUGUUUUUUUUACAUUUAUUUAUCGUUUUCUUAAUAUCCUACACACAAUAACUUUUGUUUGUAAACAUGUUUUCAAAAUUUUCUAUGAGCGUGAGCGAGAUGACUAGAUCUAGGUUUCAUUCACUCUCAUUGAAAUGUCAAAAACAUGUUUACAAAAGUUAUUGUGCGUUGGGAAUAAGUGGAUUAUCAUUAUUACAACAGCCGUAAUCUGAUAUUUCUCAACAUGAUUUCGAUUGGACGAUUGGAGCUUUUAUGGCACUUAGUUCCCAAUCCAAAGCUCUUUCCAAAACAAAAACAAAUUUUAUUGUGCGUUGGGCAUAAUGCCAAACGCACAAUAACUUUUGUUUGUAAACAUGUUUUUGACAUUUCAGUGAGAGUGAGUGAGAUCUAGAUCUAGUUGUCUCGCUCACACUUAUAGAAAAUUUUGAAAACAUGUUUACAAACAAAAGUUAUUGCGCGUUGGUCAUAAUGCUUUAAUUUUUUAUUUAUGAUUCCGAUUCUUUUAAAUUUUGAGUAAAAUAUUAAGGUGAAGUGGGGCUACAUAGAAAACGAUAUUUUUAGGCAUUAGAAAUUGCGCAUUAAAAAAUUUAUUUCAAUCGAUAGAUUUGUACACCAGUUCAAAGAGUUACUCAUCCCGGGAUAUUGUUUUUUUUUGUAAGGGAAAAGGAGAAAUGAUACAACAUAGAACACUCUAUAUAGCUCUGUGUAUAUAUAGUAUUUCUAUUCACCCUUAUUUGGUAUUGGAAGGAAAAUCACGUAUUUGCUGUGAAUCAUAUGCACGAUGUCAAGAAGAGGACAUGUACUUUGUCAAGAAGGGAUAGAGCAUAUGCUGUAUGGUCCUCUUUGUGCUCUGUCGAAGGGUCGGGCAAAAGAGUGACAGACUUUACUGUACGCUUGCGUGUAUUUGUGCGCGUUUUCAUGUUCAAUAUUGAGACCUUUUUGGCAAAGUAUAGGUUAUUGGAGUAAAUGUAGAGAGGGGCAAAUUAUGUAAAAACACAAUAUUUGAAUGUAUUUGUACAUAUUGGCUCUGGGUUUUCUCGUGAGGAGCCAAGUGCAAAGUAAAGCCAAUGUUAGUCAGCUGAAAGCGCGUCCCGAAUCUAGUUCGAUCGUUGUUUCCAUAUAUACACAAAUUUUACUUAUUAAGACACUAAAAGAGAGAGAUAGAGAGAAAAAUAAGCAAAAUAAGGCACAAAUUUAUUUUGUCCAGUGUAGUUUUUGUGUGCUGUGCUGCCCUCACAAAAUUUUCACAAAAAUCUACGGGGAAGAGAUUUGACGAAAACCUGAUAAACGGCUGUUGAUAACGAACAAUACAACACUACAAAUCUUUAUCGCAUACAUUUUCUUAAAUAUUUAAACAAACAAAAAAAAUAAUAUUGAGGCAAUUGUCGAGCUACUUGGGCGUUUUAGGAAUUAUACUGUACAUUUCGUUUUUUUUGAAGAAUUAACUGUGAAGGUGACCUGCUGAACAGAUUUAAGAAAUUAAUAAUUCUUCUUGCAAUAAGACUGAGCUAUAGAAAUUUGCAUUCAUUUGGAAGAUAAGAGAGGAACUUUACUGCUUGCACCAAAACUUACAAAAAAAGAAAAAGAGAAAAUUCUGAAGUUUUGCGUGUGUUUUCUGUGAUCUCAGGAGAGAAAGUUUUAAGAGAAGAAGUUAAAAGGAAAAAAAAGGGGAACAACUUGAGGAUCGAUUCUUCUUUUGAGAGAUUUUUAUUUGGCAACCAAAAAAACAAAAGGGACACGCGAGAAACUCGUGAAAAAAAGUUGGGAUUUACUGUAUAAUGUUCAAUACGUUGGCAUCCUAUCUCUUGGGAAAUUCGAUUAGUAGCAGCAGCACUUGUGGAGCCAAUAAAAAGAAGGAGGAGGAGAAUCACGACAAUCGAACUGGAGACGCGGAUUCACCGUCAGCUGAUCGACACAAUCUACUGCGUACCGUUGCUGACGACGACGACUGGCUACUGGUGGAGCGUGAUUGCAUUGCCGACGACGACGUUAGUCUCCCGCGCACUGACUCUGAGGAAGAAUUGCCCAUUGUUGAAAUAAAAAAUAGUCCUUUGGUAACUAAGACACGUCACAAUAGUCGUCAUGCUGAACCAUCGACAGCCCUCGUGGCCGUCAAUUCCAUGGAGGAAUCCUGGUUCGUGACACCACCAUCAUGCUUCACAGGCACCCAGGCCAUCCACAUGGAGACGUCGCCACUCGAGAAUCUCCUGAUUGAGCAUCCGAGUAUGUCUGUAUACCACAGCAUCCGGGGCCCUUCUCAACCCAUCGAGAACGACAUGGUCGUGCUGAACUAUGAAGCCGAGGAGAAUCAACCCCAUCCGGCCGACGAGAGAAUCGUCAAUCAUACAACUCGAGUCUCAGCCAGGGUCCGGCGCUCGGAUCGCGUCGUGUCAUUGGAGGAGAAGCAGGGCUAUUUGUAUCGCAAUGCUCAAAUGAACCACGACAAGAAGCAACGCCAGAAGUUGUGUCGGAAUGCACUGAUUAGAUCCAACAAGACCAAUGAGGUGAAUGCCAAGAAUGGACGCCAGAAGCGUUCGGACAAGCAACACUCCAAGAAUGCCAGUCGCGCCAAUAACAAUCGCAAGUGCUAAAUUGGUACAAAAAAAAGAUAAAGGCGCCCCCCAUCAUCCUGGCAAUUUAAGAACAACUUUGGCAACAUUCACACGGACUCUGGAGAUAAUCAGGGCAUUUCCCUCCAGAGAAUUUCCAUGGAUUUUCCCCUCUCUAGAAUUUUUUUUCUCAUGCCAAUUUCCAUCUCUCUCUCACGAGGGAUUGUCUUUCACCCCCUUUUUUCUCUCUUUCUCCCAGUUGAGAGACAUUUCUCGAAGAGAUGGAAAUUUUAAGAAAAAAAAGCAAAACUUAAUUUAAAAAAAAACGUGUGAGAAAAAUUAUUUAGAGAAGGAACUUUCUUAGUAGAUUGUCGUGUUUAGAGUUUAAAAAAUAAAUAAAAUAACAAAGAAAAAAUUGGCGAAAAAAAUUUGUGUUCAAAUAAAAAAAAUAUACAAUUACAUCGUUUUAAUUGGAAAAAAAAUGUUAACACUCUGUUAAUCACACUAAAAAAAAUCAUAAUUAAAUAGAUUUGUCGUGUCAUAUUGGAGUGAAUAAGAAAGAAAAAGUUAUAUUACUGAAGAAAAAAAAAAACUAAAAUUGGCUAGAAUAUGCCGUUAAGUGGAGAAAAAAUGCUAAAAAAAACCUGAUAAAAUGAUUAAAAUAUUCGUAUUACUGUAAUUAUAGAGUUUAAAAUAUAUUUCUUCUCUCACAGUGAAGCAAAUAUCCCUUUUAAUUGAUGAAGAAAACAAUGCACAAAUGAUUUUUUCUUUCAAUUAAUAAGAUUCUUUAUAUUUUUAUUUUUGUAUAUAUUCUGUCGGAAGAAUUUUGCAAAAGCAAAACUCAGAGACAUCUUCGACAAGAGAAACAAAAUUUUAUUUUAGAUUUCUCUAACAAAUUGUCGUGAAAUGCGGUGAUUAUAGAUGCACACAAUAAUAAUUAAAUUAAAUAUUAACCUUCUCAAACUAAAAGGUAAUUUUUUCACCCUCUCACACAAAAUCUUGUAAACUGUAAAAAAAAAUACACUUGUAUUUUUGUGUAAAUAAUUUUCUAUUAGAAAAGAAGCGUUUCUAGAGUGUUCCUCAUUGUUUUCUCUUUUGUUCCCUCUAGUAUCUCUUAAUAUUAGUGAUUUAGAACAUCAUCCUCUGUUUAUUACAUCUUCUCAAUUCAAUUUAAUUGUAGAUUGAACGUGAAUGAAGAGCAAAUAAUAGUUUCUAGUGUUCAAAAAAAAAAUUAUAAAAAUCACCCAUUAAAUCCCAUAAAAAAUGAUGAAUGUUGAACUAAAAACUAGCAAAGAAUUGUGAAUUUAACAAUAUGUCUGAAUGUCUUGCAGAAGAACUCUUUAAACAAAAAUGCACCUUUAAUAAACUUCUUGACCCCAAAAAAGAAAAACCAAGAAAAAAAGCUGCAAAAACC
Molecule: messenger RNA, 4311 nt
Organism: Phlebotomus papatasi
Lineage: Eukaryota; Metazoa; Arthropoda; Insecta; Diptera; Psychodidae
Gene: TP53INP
Product: tumor protein p53-inducible nuclear protein 2
Exons: 5
Coding region: 2127-2939 (270 amino acids)
Biological process (GO): positive regulation of DNA-templated transcription; autophagosome assembly
Cellular component (GO): nucleus; autophagosome
Source: RefSeq, a predicted model, not a curated record